Ostreobium quekettii is the source of this 738-nucleotide messenger RNA. Lineage: Eukaryota; Viridiplantae; Chlorophyta; Ulvophyceae; Bryopsidales; Ostreobiaceae. The record is from the annotation of a GenBank genome assembly.
UGCUUCUCAAAGGCAUUGGGCAUCAUGAAUGAAGAAGUCCAUUUGGAGACUGCACGGAGCCUUGACAAUUUGGGAAUGAUGAUGUGGCAACUUGACAACUAUCACAAGGCUGAAGAAUAUCACAAGAGGGCCUUGGUCAUAGGAAUGCAGGCUGUAUGUGAUGGCCAUCCUGCCAUUGGUGAGUUCACCACCAAUCUGGGAGUUGCAAUGUAUUACCAAGGAAGGCUUUCUGAAGCUGAAGAACAGCAACACAGGGCGCUGUCCAUCCGAGAAGAGGCACUGGGCAAUGGACACCCGGAAGUAGGAGAGAGCUUGAACAACUUGGCAUGUGUGAUGAGCAGGCAGGGCAAGCUUCCUGAGGCUGAGGAGUGUCACAAGAGGGCUUUGGCCAUUCGCAAACAAUCUCUGCACCCUGUCCAUCCAGAUAUUGCCAUGAGCCUAGGAUGGCUGGGAGAUUUGACAUACCGGCAAGGAAGGUAUUUGGAGGCUGAAGCAUACCACAGAGGGGAGUUGGCCAUCCUAAGGCAAGCCUUUGGAUGUUACCAUCCAAGAGUUGCGUGGAGCCUCUUUAACUUGGGAUUGACUGUGUGGCACCAAGGCAAGCUUGCAGAUGCUGCAGAGGUCCUUGAAACAUGCAUAGAAGUCGAAAAGAAGGUGCUGGGCGAUGAUCACAUUGGCGUUGUAUUCACAUUGAGCCAUUUAGAGUUGAUUAGGGAGCAGAGGGACGACAAUGAUUAG